This is a messenger RNA of Rosa chinensis, 2481 nucleotides long. RefSeq names its product vacuolar protein sorting-associated protein 36. The record is from RefSeq and is a predicted model, not a curated record. Gene Ontology annotation, biological process: protein transport to vacuole involved in ubiquitin-dependent protein catabolic process via the multivesicular body sorting pathway. The transcript is spliced from 13 exons. Lineage: Eukaryota; Viridiplantae; Streptophyta; Magnoliopsida; Rosales; Rosaceae. Bases 604 to 1938 code for a protein of 444 amino acids. Gene Ontology annotation, molecular function: phosphatidylinositol-3-phosphate binding; ubiquitin binding. Gene Ontology annotation, cellular component: late endosome membrane; ESCRT II complex.
UAAUUUUUUUUGUUUGAGGCCAAUCACCAUUGUUUAAAAAUCUGAAUGAUUCUACACAUUUGUACCUUGCAGUUGUUUGAGUUACUGGGAAAGGCUUGACGUCAACCCACCAUCGCCGGCGCCUCCGUUGCACCCAGCCAAGACCGAAAUUCAUCAUUCAGAGAGAAAGAGAUUGAAGAAAGAAGAACAAGAAUAAAGGAGCUUCAAAUUCUUCCAAGUUUGAUAAGGGGAAGAAGGUAGAUACCUCAGAGGGGGACGGGAAGCAAUCAAAAUCGGUCUGCAUAGGCUAAGAAUUCUUUCUGCAUUCCUUGGCUUGGUCAGAUUGAGGGAAGGCAUGUUGGCAUAGUUUGGCUGUGAACACUGCUGGACUGAUUUUUUCAAGCACAGUUGCUGCCCUGUUUUGGCAUAAGUCGAGUGCGACAGAGCAAUUACCUAUCCUUCUUCCCGUGCAUCUUAAUAUUCAGGUUCUGCUUGCCAUCCUGAAGGUUUAUGUUGCCGUUUCUUUAACUCCUUCACCUUAUCCUGGCUGAUGUCUAUUCCACCCUUUCUGGGUUCCUCGGUGGGCACCUAGCGGCAAAUUAAACAUUCCCGUCAACAUCAGCAAUGGCCGGAAAUUGGCUGGAAGCUGUGGAGCUAACAAGCAGUGGACGCCCAGUCCUCCUCCCAUCAGAGAUUGAAUGUUCGCUCCUCUCUGCUGUAGACCUCGAAUGCGAAGACCUCCCUAACUUCCCUAACCUCAAAUCAGGUAUCCUCACUCUCACCACCCACCGCCUCUUGUGGGUCUCUGACUCCUCUUCACAAGGAGCCUCUUCAGCGAUCCCACUUGCCUCCAUCAGCCACAUCUUCUCCGCCAAAAAGUCCCUCAAGUCCAUCUUUGCCUCGCCCCGGAUCCGGUUCCAGCUUUCGGUGUCACCCGACGGCCGAGUUUCAAAUUCAGGUUCAGGUUCUAGGUCCGUCGUCGUUACAAUGGUUGUGAGGGGGAAGGGUGCUGAUUUGGACGUGUUUUUGACCAAAUUUUGGGAUAACUGGCGGGGAAGAGCCUGGGAGACUGGGAAUGCAGAUGUCACUUCGGGUUCUGAGUCGGUUUCUGGGUCAACUUCUUCUGGAUUAUACACCAAGGAAGGAACGGUGAGGAUGGUUGGGGUGUCUGGAAUACUCAGGAAGGAACAAGAGAUGUGGGAGACUACUGAUAAGAGCUUGCAGGAUGCUUUCCAGGACUUGAAUGCUCUCAUGAGUAAAGCUAAAGAGAUGGUGAUGCUAGCAGAGAAAAUGAGGCAGAAACUUUUAUCCGGCUCGACUUCUCAGCCUGGUGCAGCAGAGGACGAGGAAUUGGGUUCCAAACAAGAAAUGCAAGACUGGUUGCUGAGUGUUGGUAUUAUAUCGCCUGUCACCAAAGAGUCUGCUGGUGCUCUUUACCACCAACAAUUGUCUCGUCAGUUGGCAGAUUUUGUCAGGCUUCCACUUGAGAGAGCUGGAGGAAUGAUAAAUCUUAUAGAUAUUUACUGUCUCUUCAAUCGUGCUCGAGGAACAGAAUUGAUCUCGCCAGAGGAUCUGCUGCAAGCAUGUUUUCUUUGGGAGAAGUUUGAUGUCCCAGUAAUGCUUCGGAAAUUUGAUAGUGGGGUGAUGGUAAUCCAGAAUAAGUCCCACAGUGAUGAAGAGAUUUUUGCUAGGAUCAAGACCCUUGCAACAAAGCCCGAUGCUCUUCGAACUGGUAUAAGUGCCAGUGAUGCUGCAAUCACACUAGGUGUUGCGCCAGGCAUGGCCAAGGAGCAUCUUCUAACUGCUGAAAGCAAAGGUUUUCUAUGCAGGGAUAUUAGCCCAGAUGGCUUUCGCUUUUAUAUUAACCUGUUUCCAGAAAUUGAUCCAAACAAUGUUUACUUAGUGAAAGAUUAUGGAGUCUAUGACACAUGGUUAAAGGUGGCCUCUGCUUCUAGAUGAGAGAUGAUUUGUGCACCAACGCCAUGUUUACUUCCUCAUGUGGUUAAUGUCAGAAUCAAAGUUGAGACAAAUUGAUGAAUUCGGAGAAGUUUUCAGGAAAGUUUAUGUAUAUUGGACGUUCCAAUUUACAUCCUGGUGAUUGCAGAAUUGAACUUUCAGACCAUGCAUCAACCACUUGCUUGGACCGAUUGUGACAUGCAGUGUUCUUUUUGGGAGCUGGUGAUACUUCUCCUGUCCUGUAUUUGUAUUUGACUAGUACAUUUGAACAGAAGUGAGGAGAAGCAUUCGGAGGACAGGUGUUUUUUUUUUUUUUCCUUUUCUGGAGAAGUGGGGAAGCUCUGAUUUUUGUUGCUAGGUUGUCUUAACCAUCCCCUCACCACCAUCGUGCUCGAAACAAUUCAAUCAUUUAUACAAGCACUUGGCCCUCUAUGGAUGGCUCUUUUACUUCUUUUUGGUCUGAACACUUGGUGAUGAAUGAUGAAAUAAAGCAGCAUGAGAUCUUACUGGUUUGCCCCAUCUGGUGGCAAAUGCUAUUACCAUUAA